GUGGUCGUGGAAAUGAUGCCUUUUUAAUAGAGAAACUGACUUGGCUAGUUAGCGGAAGGGUUCUUUCUUGGGUUAAAAGUAGUUGCUGCUAUUAUAUCCUGAAGCGUCUGACUGUCCUGGUGGGGACAUAUGAGCACUGCCACAGGCCUGGAAUAUCCCGGGGGGUAAGAAUAGCCCAUAAUAAGAGAUGACUGCUGUUUGCUCUGCUGGUCACUGCAGUUGUCAGGAAUGUCCUGCCUCAGAGGCAAACGGCUUAGGGCCGUCUCAGCCUGGAGACAGAAAAACCCACCUCCUACUCCUGGCUCAAACCUUCGCUUUCCGUCUGCAGCUCACACCUUGAAGUCUUUGGAGUUAAAGGACAUUUAUCCAGGCAAGGAUUGUUCCACCUCCUUGGAACACAGUCCUCCAUAGUCUCCGGCAGCCUCGAGCCUGUGACAUUCUGGAAGCAUGGAAGGCGUGGACGUGCUGGGGUUUCUCAUCAUCACGUUAAACUGCAACGUGACGGUGGUGGGGAAGCUCUGGCUGGUCCUCACGCUGCUGCUGCGGAUGCUGGUGAUCGUCGUGGCGGGGCGCCCCGUCUACCAGGACGAGCAGGAGAGGUUUGUGUGCAACACGCUGCAGCCGGGGUGUGCCAACGUUUGCUACGACGUGUUCUCCCCGGUGUCCCCGCUGCGGUUCUGGCUGAUCCAGGCCGUGUGCGUCCUCCUGCCCUCCGCCGUCUUCGGCGUCUACGUCCUGCAUCGAGGAGCCGCGCUCGCCGCGCUGGGCCCCCGCCGCGGCCCCGAACCCCCGGCCCCCGCGCAGAGGCGCGGCCCCCGGCCCGGCAGGGAGCGCGGCGGGCUCCGCGUGCCCGACUGCUCGGCCGCCUACGUGGCGCACCUGCUCCUGCGGACGCUGCUGGAGGCCGCGUUCGGGGCCCUGCACUACCUGCUCUUCGGCUUCCGGGCCCCCGAGAGCUUCGCGUGCGCGCGGCCCCCGUGCUCCGGCGUGGUGGACUGCUACGUGUCGCGGCCCACGGAGAAGUCCCUGCUGAUGCUGUUCCUCUGGGCGGUCAGCGCGCUGUCCUUCCUGCUGGGCCUGGCGGACCUGGGGUGCAGCCUGCGGCGGCGGAUGCGCGGGAGGCCGGGACCCCGCGGGGAGACCCCGAGCGCCGCCCCCGGGAGGCAGAGCGGAGCCCGCGGCCACGCGGAGGAGGGUGGGCGGGAGGACGACGGGGGGCCCGCAGGGGCGGGGACGGGCGGCCCCAGGGGUCCAUCCAGGGGGCCGCGGCGCGCGGGGAUUCCGGAUGCAGGUGAGAGCGAGGUGACGUCCUCCGCCAGCGAAAAGCUGGGCCCGGAGCCCCGGGGCAGGCCCCACCGAGAGGCCGCCCAGGACCCCAGGGGCUCAGGAUCGGAGGAGCAGCCCGCAGCAGCCCCCUGCCACCUGGCCGCGCACCCCUCCUGCGGCCGCCUGCAGCCCCCCGACCCACCUGCGGGCUGCCGCGCUGCUCCCCACCUGAGGGCCAGGAAGUCUGAGUGGGUAUGAAAUAAACAGCACCCGGUGGUGCCCCAGGGCUUACGCCUGUAAUCCCAACAUUUUGGGAGGCCCAGGCAGGAGGAUCGCUUGAGUCCA
Cebus imitator (Panamanian white-faced capuchin) is the source of this 1611-nucleotide messenger RNA. It is a transcript of the gene GJD4, whose product is annotated as gap junction protein delta 4. The coding region runs from base 448 to 1524 and encodes 358 amino acids. Gene Ontology annotation, cellular component: connexin complex. The record is from RefSeq and is a predicted model, not a curated record. Lineage: Eukaryota; Metazoa; Chordata; Mammalia; Primates; Cebidae. Gene Ontology annotation, biological process: cell communication. The transcript has 2 exons.